AGAAGUGAUAUCGAAGUGUGUAUUGGCGUGUUCUCUCCUCAUUGGCUUCUUAAGUUUGGAAGACAUAUUAACAAUCGCCUUCAUCUUCUUGACAAGAAGACUGAAGGAUAAGGUUGUAAUUUCACUGUGGGGUUUAUCGUUAGCCAGUCUGAUUACCGCAAUAGUUUUGAUUGUUGUGAAUUGUGAUAAG
Molecule: messenger RNA, 190 nt
Organism: Trichobilharzia regenti
Lineage: Eukaryota; Metazoa; Platyhelminthes; Trematoda; Strigeidida; Schistosomatidae
Source: the annotation of a GenBank genome assembly